AUGGUUAUUUCUUCUGAUGAGAACAAGUCCAACGCAGUCGUGCCCAGGAAUUGUCAAGGUGGUGGAAGGAUUGGUGGGCAGAAUAGAAGAACUUUGAGUGUGAUCAAUCAGAAUCUUGUGCAGGGGAGACCUUACCCUUGUGUUGUUAACAAGAGGGCGUUGGUUUCUGAUAAACAUGAGAUUUGUGAAAAGAAACAGGCUGAUCUGGGACAUCGACCCAUCACAAGGAGGUUUGCUGCAAAAAUUGCUGGUUCACAGCAGCAAUCUCAUGCUGAGAAACCUAAGAAUUCAAAUCCAUUGAAUUCAAAACCCAAUGUGUUUGGAAAAGCCAUAGCUGUUGACGAUGAUCACAAGACACCACGAGACCAACCUGUGCCUAUGAGUUUAGAGCAAACUGAACCAAUGCAUGGUGAUCCUCAUGAGAUGGAAGAGGUAGAGAUGGAGGAUAUCGAUGGAGAGGGGGUUUUGGACAUUGAUGGAUGUGAUGCAAAUAAUGCUCUUGCUGUUGUGGAAUAUAUUGAAGAUCUUCAUUCUUACUACAGAAAAAUUGAGUGCAUUGGCUGUGUUUCACCAAACUAUAUGGAAGACCAAGGUGACCUUAAUGAGAGGAUGAGGGCUAUACUAGUUGACUGGCUUAUUGAGGUGCAUGACAAAUUCGACCUCAUGCAAGAGACAUUGUUUCUUACAAUUAAUCUCAUAGACAGAUUCUUGGCAAAGCAAAACAUCGUAAGAAAGAAACUUCAGCUAGUUGGUCUGGUUGCCAUGCUUUUGGCAUGCAAAUAUGAGGAAGUUUCCGUUCCAGUCGUUUCGGAUCUAAUCCAUAUCUCUGACAAAGCUUACUCAAGGAAGGAACUUCUCCAAAUGGAGAAGCUGAUGCUCAACACGCUGCAGUAUAACAUGUCUAUACCAACUGCAUAUGUUUUCAUGAGACGGUUUCUCAAGGCUGCUCAAGCUAACAAAAAACUUGAGAUGGUAGCUUUUUUCUUGGUAGAGCUAUCUCUGGUGGAUUAUGGGAUGCUGAAGUUUCCACCAUCCUUGGUGGCUGCUGCUGCAGUCUACACGGCUCAAUGCACUGUCAGCGGUUUCAAACACUGGAACAAAACCUGUGAAUGGCACACCGACUACUCAGAAGAUCAGCUAUCAGAGUGCGCUAAGAUGAUGGUUGGGUUACACCAGAAAGCUGGAACAGGAAAGCUUACCGGAGUGCAUAGAAAGUACUGCGCGGCGAAAUUUAGCUUCACUGCGAAAUGUGAACCAGCUUGUUUUCUUCUUGAGAAUAACCAGUCAUAG
Messenger RNA from Lathyrus sativus (Indian pea), 1290 nucleotides. The record is from the annotation of a GenBank genome assembly. NCBI's taxonomy places the organism in Eukaryota, Viridiplantae, Streptophyta, Magnoliopsida, Fabales, Fabaceae.